GGCAAUUUCAUUUUAUUUGACCCACUCUUCCCCAAAUGUCUUUUAAACCUGAAAUUCUUUCUUGGCUGGUUAACAUCUUGCAGAGUUUAUGUCUCAAAACACAAUUGGGGAACAUCGCCCACACCUUUUUCUCCCCAGAUUGCUGGAUAGUUCAUCUGGACCCUCAGAUUCUAAGACUGCAAAACGCUCGAGGCCUCAAGGCUCUUGCUUUGGCCUGCCCAGGCCAAGAGGGAAGCCGGGCAUUUGCCAGCCUCGGCCUGCGCCAGUCACCCUGCUAGUGCUUCCGGCCACUGAGUGCGCUCCUGGGGCAGCUGGGUCCUGAAAAGCGGGGGAGGUCUGACCCAGCCCUCUGGUUGGUUCUCCCCACAGAUACCAAACUGGGGCCCGAGGCCUUCUGGUUUAACUCCGGCAGAGAGGCCGUGGCCACACAGCUGAGCGAGAGCUACUACAUCCUGCGGCCCGAGGUGGUGGAGAGUUACAUGUACUUGUGGCGACAGACCCACGACCCCGUGUACAGGCAGUGGGGCUGGGAGGUGGUGACGGCCUUGGAGAAAUACUGUCGAACAGAAGCUGGUUUCUCCGGGAUCCAAGAUGUGUACAGUAGCAUCCCCAACCACGACAACAAGCAGCAGACUUUCUUUCUAGCGGAGACACUAAAGUAUCUCUAUCUUCUGUUCUCUGAAGAUGACAUGCUCUCCCUGGAAGACUGGGUGUUCAACACAGAGGCCCACCCCCUCCCGGUGAACCACUCGGACAGCUCCAGCAGGGCUGGGGGCCGACUCUGACCCGUCUCCCUGCCGCACCCGGGACCCCGGAGGGGUGCCUUGCCUUUUCAGGAUUUGGGACUGUUCUCAAAGGGAUUGGGAACGUAGGACCCAUUCCAGGCAGACCCAGGGCAGAUGUGUCGGACAAGCAACUUCUUUUCCUCUGUGAGGAGACAGGACUUGGAGACGCAGCGAUGUCACCCCAGGCCCGGACUUUCCUUUCUAUGGAGAAUUUCUAUGAAACCCACUCACUUGCCAUUCCAGGGCCCAGUGGAUGGAGGCUUGCAUAUUGUCUCCAUGCCUUUGAUUCACUUCCUCUCAUUUGGGGAGUUUUCUGUUCAUUUGUUUUGCUUGAUUUUGCCUUUUCUCUGCAGUUGUGUUUUAUCACAAAUUAUAAAUAUAGUUUCAAAAUCAUGUGCUUUCGAAAGCAGCAUCAUCUUGAUACACUAAACCUUAAAAUGUUUGCACACAGAAACCUUGACCCCAUUUUCUAUAUUUUAAAUGCCUUUUGCCCAACAUUUACUAUACGUUCAACUACGUGGCAUUUACCUUAUAAUUUGAGGAGGCGUUCCCUUUUGAUUUGGGCCUAAGUGUUAACGAAUCACUAGUGCCAUUUUCAUUAUUGUAAUGGAAAAAUCUGUAAGCCUACAAUAAAACAGUUUAUUGAAUAAGAAAUACAAUUGGGUUCAUUACACAUCAGUGAUUCCUGGGAAAACCGUGGCAAUGUUACCACCCAAAAAAAUAAUCAACCAGCAGUUGAUUUAACGUAAGUUUAGACUCCAACUUCUAUUGCCUUCCCUUAAAUUGGCCUGGCAAAUUCAGGAAGGGUGAAGCCAAUCCUUUAAAUGGAGGCGCAUAUUUAUACUUAAGUCAAGGCUUGGAAGAGGCCCAGAGAGGGCCAGCAGCUUGCCUGUGGUCAUGAAGCCAGGUAGAGGCAGAGGUGAGCCCAGUCCCUACAGUUUGCUCACGACCCCGUGUCCAUCUGUUCGCGUUCAGCAGAUGCGUGCUGAGUGCCCGCAGGAGACCAGACACUGGGCUAGAUGCCAGGGACACAGCCGGGAGUGAAACAGUCACAGGCCCUGCCCUCAGGGAGCGUACAGCCAAGUGGGGGAAAGAUAGACCAUAAAGUAAAGGGACAGAUAAGUAACAUGAGUGCGAGCCAUAUGAAGUGCCACAGAGGAGAUGUGGGGCCGAGACACUAGUGGCCAGGGCUGAUAAUGAGGGCGUCAGGGAGAGCCUCUCUGAGCAGAAGACUUUCAAGCUGAGGCCUAGAAGAUAAGAAGGAGCAGUGGGAGGAGUAUCCCACAAACCCACUCUCCCCCCACCCACCCAGGGGCCCAAAACCUUGAGGCCAUUAUGCAGAGCAAGGUGUUCAGGCAGCUCUUCCCACAGCUGACCACACAGGGUAAUUCUGAGCCUUCCCGCAUGCUCAGCCACUUCAGUUUGGCUGUUAAGAACUUGAGUAGUCCCUGAGGUAUUGGAGCCUAGGCCAAGUGACCUGGCUUUACGUCCCCGCAGUGGGACCUCAGCUAGGUCACCUCACCCCUCAGGCCACUCUUCCAUCAAACAGAGGGAGGAACCUCCACCUCCCAACGUUGCUGUGAGAAUAAGCAGGAUCCCCUGGUGCCCUGACAGUGCGGGAAGUGCUUCUUCCUUAUUCUGGAGACAUAGAUGCUUCCAGCAUCUUCUUAAGCAGUGGUCAGAGCUAUGGGUGAGCCGUCCCCAUGGCAGGAACCCUGGUGUUUGGUGAGUAAGUCCCUGCUUGAACCCAGGAAAUCACUUCACUCUUGACAGGCUCUGGAGACCUGUCUGUGCCCAUUUAAAAAACAAAACAAAACAGAAAAACCCACUGUACAAGCAUUGUGGAAAGGGUGAGGAAUAUCUUUAUGCUAAGCAGAAAGAAAAACCAUCCACCAUUCUACUCUCCAGAAUAAAUACUGUUAUAUUUUCUUCCAGAUCUUUUUCUAUGAAUGUACAGAAUAUAUUUUGCAAACAUGGUGUCAUACUAUGCGUCCUGUUUUACUGUAAUCUGCUUUUGCUCUUAACUAUAUAUUGUGAAGAUCUUUCCAUGUCAACAAAUACACAUUUAUCACUGUA
Leptonychotes weddellii (Weddell seal) is the source of this 2861-nucleotide messenger RNA. NCBI's taxonomy places the organism in Eukaryota, Metazoa, Chordata, Mammalia, Carnivora, Phocidae. The record is from RefSeq and is a predicted model, not a curated record.